CCACUCAGUGCAGAGAGCCGCCACAGCACCGAGCACAGACUGAAUCCAUCCACAACAUAUAUCACCGAUAUGGCUUUUUAUCUGUCCCCGCUGUGUGGUCUGAGCAGCCGGAAAAGGACAAGUCAGAUGGGAUGCUGAAGUAGUGCGGGAUGCUGUGGAGUGAAAACAUUGUGGGUGGACGGCUUAGCGUGAUCCAACAGGGGGUGAGACACGAAUGGCUUCUCCAGAGUUGCAUCCGGCAGAUGACGGAGACAAAGAACCCGAUAUUCCCGACGUCCUUGACGCGCUGCAUGCCUGCAAGUCGGGUGGAGCAACAGGAGGAGCGGUCCAGGGGGAGGGCGGCUGUAAGCCGGUCCGCAGCUGCCAUGGCUGGUGUCUUUCAACACCAAGGACGGCGCCGCGCAAGGCGGGCGCGGAGGUUAAACUCGGCCACCUCACUGAGGAGAAAGUCAGAGUUUGUUGUGACGAGGAAUUAGAGACAUCUUUCACCUACAUUGAUGAAAAUGUUAACCUGCGUCUGGCCAGCCCGGAGAACAAUUGCAAAAGUACUCAUAGAACCGUGCGCAAUGGCGAGGCUUGCUCCGAGACAUUGCCGGAGUUUUCCUCCAUGUCCGAGGAUGACCUCUCAUUCGGGGACGGCUCUGGGAAUUCUAUAGACUACGGGUUUAUCAGUGCAGUCACGUUCCUGGUGACCGGGAUCUCCUUGGUGAUCAUCUCCUACGCUGUGCCUCGUGAUGUGGUGGUGGACCGUGACAGCGUGACUGCGAGGGAGAUGGAGAGGCUGGAGAUGGAGAGCGCCCGGAUAGGAGCCCACCUGGACCGGUGCGUCAUAGCAGGACUCUGCCUGCUCACGCUGGGUGGCGUGGUGCUCUCCACGUUGCUGAUGAUCUCCAUGUGGAAGGGAGAGAUGUACAGGAGAAAGGUCAUCGCCUAUUCCAAGCGCUCCGCCAAACUGUACGGCUCGAUCAGCCUGAAAACCAGAUCCAGUCCCAGCCAUUCCUCUGCACACUUGUCUAUAGACGAAGAAAUGGAGGAAACUUUAACUUAAGCUGCUGCUCUGCCUAUGAAAAAUGUGUUUAACUAAGGAUUAAUGCCACUCACUAACAUUCUCUAACAUACUGUAGCAUGAAACUGUAUUCAUAGGCUGCAUUCAACAUGUAAGUCUGCAACAUUUGUUUCUUUUAGUGUAGAAAUAGAUCAAAUCUUGUAUUAUAUUUCCACAUGGUAAACAGAAAGGACAAGGAAAGCAUUCAAAGCAAAGUUAGCAAUCACCAAAAAAAGCAUUAUGUGGUAUUAAAAUGCUCCAAAUGAUUGAAAAUGACCAAACCACAUGAACAGAGAUAAUGUUAAAAGCUUUGUGUCUAAACAGUGGAUCACAUUUUUUUUGUACUCAGGAUGCAAUCUCUGAGAGCUUCCAUUUAUUAUUAAAGCUAUUCAUAUUUAAUGCGAAUAUUUCCUAUAUCAAAACUGCACACACACGCACACACACAUUUCAGGUUAAGGAAGUAUGGGAACAUGUGUGUCCCCAGGGCAGCAGAGUGGGAUGCAAAGCUGUUGCUGUCCACUGUGAUGUGGAGAAUCAGUUCAGUGGUCCACAUAGUAAUAUCCAGUGACAGUCCCUCUCUGGUGCAGUGCUGAGGUAAGCCAGUAAGCUUGCCUUUGUGCAUCUGAGCCAAAACUACACAUCGGUCUGAUUGUUGUGAGCAGUCUGACUGCAUCUGACAGUGCUGACAUCCGGUACCUUCCUCUGCUUUCUCUGUUCUUCUUUCCCUCCUGUUUGCCUUCAGUCCCAGUUGUCUCUGCCUCUGAGACUUCCCAUCCUCUGGCAGAACUUCAGUGUUCUCAAUCUAUGAACACUUAUGCACUUAUAUUUACUACAUAUUUUGACUCAGAAGCGUGUGGGAAGGGUCCUUGACAACCACAGCCCAAGUGCCUGUGAUGUUUCAAGGUUGAUCAGUUUUCCUAACCAGUCUACUUUUCUCUUUUCUGUUUUCCACUACGUGAGGAGGGAAUAAAGAACAUCUAAUCACACAUGAAAGAGCUGCCCUACUUCCCAAACCUUAAGCCGUCACUACUUCAAAGAGCUAAUUACCUCUCCAAAGUGAGCUAUCAUUCCUUUAAAAGGUUAUGUUUGAUGUUAUCACAGCGAUUUGCACAGCAAAAGAAAAAUAUAGGGGAACACAAAGAGGUUAUCAUGUGCAAACUUGCCAAAAAUGUUAAUGCCCUAGUGAUCAGAGAAGUUGCAGACCAACUUCUGUUUCUUGGUUGGGGAAGAUUUGAGUUUCUGUCUAAGCUAAGUCCUUGUGAAAGCAACCCCCCUCCUCCUUUCUCCCUGAUGGUUAAUGCAGGCUUAGGAGGCCUGCAGGAGAAAAAUAAAGAAUGCCAAGCAAUUCUCUGAAGAAACAAAGUCUUUUUGUUUGUAGGCUAUCCCAUAAGUCUCAUAAAUCAUGCUUGGACUGCUGAAAUUCAAUCAUAUUUGCAUAUUUUUGUAUACACAGCCAAAUGUUGCAUUUUGGAAGAUGAGUGCUGAUGAUUCUCAUGCCGUGACACUGUUACCUUGGUUUCUUUUCAUUUUGCGGGCUGUGUGAUCCUAUUUCAAGGCUUACAUUCAAGAUGACAUGAGUCAGCCUCUGUUAAUGAGAUGCGUAAGCUGAUUACAGGGUAAACAGCUCGAGGUCACAUUUUUGCUCUGCUUUUAUUCACUGCAUUGCUUCUAUGUAUAAUGAUAGAGCAUAUACAUUUAUUCUGAGUGCCAGUUAGUGCACAGACAGAUUAAGGAAAAUGUUAUGUGAUGAAAAUAUUAUUCAAGCAAUCAACUAAUUUGGGUAGAAGCCUGGAUUUUGCAGCAAUGACCUCAUGCAAGUUUGUGUUACUGCUGCUUUUCAUUUUCUCUUUUGUUUGACCACAGGGCUGACAAGUAUAUAUGCAUCUCUGGAAAACAACCAUUACAUUUCAGAAUGGUAGUAAAAUGCCAAAUGAAGAGAUUUCCAGGAAAGGUAAUAAAACAUAAUGACCCAAAUGAG
This is a messenger RNA of Acanthochromis polyacanthus (spiny chromis), 3023 nucleotides long. RefSeq names its product transmembrane protein 74. The record is from RefSeq and is a predicted model, not a curated record. The transcript has 2 exons. Bases 215 to 1048 code for a protein of 277 amino acids. Lineage: Eukaryota; Metazoa; Chordata; Actinopteri; Pomacentridae.